AUGAACGGUGAUUCCGUGAGUCUACUCCUUAAUAACUUCCCCCCUUGGAGAUCAAAAGUUGUGCCUCCACUACCGCAUCCUUUCUCUUUGCCAACAACGUCGUCCAGUCUAGGCCAGCCACAAUGGUUCGGGAGUCGGGAUUGGUUCCACUCCCACGUCCCCCUGUUACCUUUGCCUCCUCCUCCUCCACCUCCACCACCACCACCACCCCCACCGCCGCAAACACACCAAAUAAGCGAUCUUUGCUCUGUGAUGGAAAACGCUGCACGGGUCUCUUCACUCCACAAAACGUCGGCGGCACAAAGCCCCGGUGAAAGUCUUAAUCUCUCCUCGAAACAAUCACAGACUGAGGAUUUGACCAAUUCCCCAAUCCCGAUGUCCUCUUCCUUCGUCCAAAACACCUCCACUCUUUCUCACUCUAUUGAUCGCCUCCUUGCCGAAUCUCCACCUCCGCCACCCCCACUGUCACCUCCACCGCCGCCUCUAGAACCUAGUCCACCAAGUCCUUCCAUGUUUUCUUUUGAUAUGUGGAUGCGGAACCUGUUGGCGCUCCGAAACCCCCUCCUUACAUCACCCGCGACGCUCCAGUCACCGCCACCGCCACCACCACCACCACCACCAUCAGUAAAUCAACCACAACCAUCACAACCGCCUAAUCAGGCCUCUCCCGCAAAAUCACAUACUUAUAGACGUCGAGAAGGUCGUAUGACCUAUGAGUGCUCAGUGUGUGGAAAAACAUUUGGACAGCUCUCCAACCUCAAAGUACAUCUGCGCGUGCACACGGGCGAGAGGCCUUUCACAUGCUCCAUCUGUGGCAAGGGUUUCACUCAACUGGCGCACCUCCAAAAACACCAUCUGGUGCAUACUGGCGAAAGGCCGCAUGAGUGUCAGAUCUGCCGGAAGCGCUUCUCCAGCACCAGCAAUUUAAAGACACAUCAACGCCUUCAUAGUGGGGAGAAGCCUUUUAGCUGCAAACUUUGCCCUGCGCGGUUCACCCAAUUCGUUCAUUUGAAGCUACACCGCCGACUGCACACUGAUGGAGAGGCAAAGGUGUUUGGCUGUCCUGGCUGCCAAAAGAAAUAUGUGACGCCAAAUGGCUUGAAAGCUCAUUGGCGCACAGCCGGAGGCAAGGGGUGUUGCAUGUCGACAGGGGAGAAGGAGAAACAGAAUGAGGCCUUUUAG
This is a messenger RNA of Hydatigera taeniaeformis, 1182 nucleotides long. NCBI's taxonomy places the organism in Eukaryota, Metazoa, Platyhelminthes, Cestoda, Cyclophyllidea, Taeniidae. The record is from the annotation of a GenBank genome assembly.